AUGGAGUCCAGGUCCACUUCCCUUCUCCUGGUCCAGGCGCUGUGUGCCAUUCGCAGGUCCCUGCCGGCUCGGUACAGCGACGUCCAGUGGGGCGCUCCUGUGCCUUGGAGUGUGCUGCUGCAUCUCGCUAUGUCUCCCCUGCCACUCAGCAGCAGUUCCAAUGUACAAAUUCGGGACCGUCCCGGAAACUCCCGGCUCCCCCGCGCGAGAGGUCGGUCGGUCUCGCGAGAUGUAGGGGGGGGAGGCGGAGUCGGGCGCGCCGGCCUUGCUGUCGCUGCGGGAGGAGGAAGUAGUGUCAUGGCGGCGGCUGUGGCGGGCUCCGGAGUGGGCGCGGGCUCGGCGUCGCGCGGGGGCGGCCCGCGCUGGUUCUUCAGCCGGGAGCAGCUGGAGAGCACGCCGUCGCGCCGCUGCGGCGUCGAGGCCGACAAGGAGCUCUCGUACCGGCAGCAGGCGGCCAACCUGAUCCAGGAUAUGGGCCAGCGCCUCAAUGUAUCGCAACUUACAAUAAAUACUGCAAUUGUUUACAUGCACAGGUUUUAUAUGCAUCAUUCCUUCACAAAAUUUAAUAGAAAUAUUAUAUCUCCUACUGCAUUAUUUUUGGCUGCAAAAGUGGAAGAACAGCCACGGAAACUCGAACAUGUUAUCAAAGUAGCGCAUGCUUGCCUUCAUCCUCUAGAACCACAGCUGGAUACCAAGAGUGAUGCAUACCUUCAACAGGCCCAAGAGCUGGUUAUACUUGAAACAAUAAUGCUUCAAACUUUAGGUUUUGAGAUUACCAUUGAGCAUCCACACACAGAUGUUGUGAAAUGUACGCAGUUAGUGAGAGCAAGCAAGGAUUUGGCACAGACAUCCUAUUUCAUGGCUACCAACAGUCUUCAUCUUACUACGUUUUGUCUUCAGUACAAACCAACUGUGAUAGCUUGCGUGUGUAUACAUUUGGCAUGCAAGUGGUCCAACUGGGAGAUUCCUGUAUCAACUGAUGGAAAGCAUUGGUGGGAAUAUGUAGAUCCUUCUGUUACUUUAGAAUUACUUGAUGAGCUAACACAUGAGUUUCUUCAAAUAUUGGAGAAAACUCCUAGCCGGCUAAAGAGGAUUCGAAAUUGGAGGGCUAAUCAGGCUGCCAGGAAACCUAAAGGAGAUGGUCAAGCUUCUGAGAAUUCACUCCUUGGCUCAUCUUUGGUUCAGAAUUCCAUUUUGGCAGAUGCUGUUGCCAGUGUGUCUUCAAACUCAAGUUUCCAAAAACAGUCAGCACCCACAUUUCCAGCCCCAGUUCAUCUGAACUCAGGAAGUAUUUCAGGUCAAGAUGGUCAAGAAAAUCUGACCAUGAUGGCGGGAAUGCCAAGUACCUCAUAUGGUUUGUCCACACACCAAGAAUGGCCUCAGCACCAAGAACAAACAAGGACAGAACAGAUAUAUUCUCAGAAACAGGAGACGUCACUCCCUGGGGGUCAAUUCAGCAUAAACUUUCAGCCAAGCACUUCUCUGCAGUUACAUUCAGGAUUACAUCAUAGACCUGACAAACACUCUGAGCAUUCUACUGCACACAAACCAGGAAACAAACACCACGGGCAACUUGCUACUGCCCCUGUAAUAAUUCCUCAGAAAAUGUCAUUGGAUAAAUACCGAGAGAAACGCAAGCUAGAAACCCUGGAACUGGAUGUAAGAGAACACUACAUGGCCACAGAACCGCAAUGCAAAAAGCACAUGCCGUCCCAGGCAGCGAGUAGCAGCUCUGUCGCUUCCCCUAUUAAAAUGAAAAUCCCCAUUACAAAUGCGGAGAAGCCGGACAAAUACUUGCCUGACAAAAAAGAAAAGGGUGGUUCACUGAAACUGCGGAUACCCAUUCCACCCACAGAAAAGAAUCUGAGUAAAGAAGACCUGAAAAUGAAAAUUAAGGUCUCUUCCUCAGACAGGCACAGUUCUUCAGACGAGGGCAGUGGGAAGAGCAAGCACUCAAGUCCCCAUGUUGGCAAGGACCACAAGGAAAAGCACAAGGAGUAUUCUGCAAACCGCCAUCACAGCAGUAGUCAUAAACAUUCCCAUGCUCACAGUGGCAGCAGUAGUAGUGGUGGCAGUAAGCAUAGUAGUGAUGGAUUGACACCAGCUGUUCUGAGGAGUCCCGUUGGCUUGAGCAAUGAUGGCAAUUCCUGUGGUUCCGGUUCUUCCAGAAAGAAGCUGCACAGCAACGAUGCUUCUCACAACCAUCACUCCAAAAUGAGCAAAAGUUCGAAAAGUUCAGGUAGUUCAUCUAGUUCUUCCUCUGUUAAGCAGUAUGUAUCCUCUCUAAACUCUGUUUUUAACCUUCCCUUACCCCCUCCUCCCCCUGUCGCAUACCAGGUGGGCUACGGACAUCUCAGCACCCUCGUGAAACUGGACAAGAACCCAGUGGAGAACGGUCCUGAUGCCAGUCACGAGUACAGUACAAACAGUCAGCAUAUGGACUACAAAGACACAUUCGACAUGCUGGAUUCACUGUUAAGUGCCCAAGGAAUGAAUAUGUAAUCAGUUGUUUAGGCCCCUUUCCCCACCCUUUUUUUUAUUUAAGAAUUAUUAGAAUGGAAAUCUUCCUAAUCUAGGGAGAGCAACCCCUGAGUUGCUGUCCCACUUUAUAUAU
Euleptes europaea (tarantolino) is the source of this 2614-nucleotide messenger RNA. It is a transcript of the gene CCNT2, whose product is annotated as cyclin T2. The transcript has 10 exons. Gene Ontology annotation, molecular function: cyclin-dependent protein serine/threonine kinase activator activity. Gene Ontology annotation, cellular component: cyclin/CDK positive transcription elongation factor complex; nucleus. The coding region runs from base 1 to 2502 and encodes 833 amino acids. Lineage: Eukaryota; Metazoa; Chordata; Lepidosauria; Squamata; Sphaerodactylidae. The record is from RefSeq and is a predicted model, not a curated record. Gene Ontology annotation, biological process: regulation of transcription by RNA polymerase II; positive regulation of DNA-templated transcription, elongation.